CCGACAACUCUGAACAUCGUACCCAAUCCCCCCGAAAGUACCAAAAUUUGUACCAGUACUAACAGGGAGACUACACUUGGUAGCAUCUGGUCUCCGCUCUGCAGCUGAGCUAUCUGUUUCACUUGUCAAUUUAUCACUCCAAAAAUUUCCUCUUCCUCGAUCUAAAAAGAUCGUUUUAGAAUUGGGCUUUUGAGUGCUUGGCUUCCCACUCGAGCAAAAUCACCUGGACCUAGUAGCUAGUUGUGGUACUACGCUCUGCCUCUCUCUUCUAUUUCUGGUGUUUUCGUUCCUUUCUUUUCCUCCCCAUAUUCUGGGUUUGCCCAAGAAAGUUGAGCAGAACAGGGCACUAUUUUUGAAGAAGGUAGCUUUGUGAGGAGCAGAGUGUGUCCCUGCAAUAGCCAACGGAAGAGAAGAAAGAUUCGGAAAACCAAAAAAAAAAAAAAAUCUGGGUAAAACUAGGAGCUGUUGAUUUUAUGCAGCGGGUGGCACUUUUAUCUCGGCACGAACAAGAUGAACAGGAAGCAGCAGUUAUCAGCAACAAGUGGUGGGUUGGUCAAAGAUAUUAUUGUCUUUCUUAUAGUUUUGCUUCUCAGCUGUGGCUUUUUGGUGUCAAAUGCUCGACAAAUCUCAACCAAGCAACCAGCUAUUGGUAAUGAAGUAAGCAGCUUAUUGGCCUUCAAGCAGUCCUCAGUUGAUGCUGAUCCAAAUGGAUUCUUGACAGAUUGGUCCUUAACUUCUUCCAGCCCUUGUUCAUGGGCUGGUGUUUCAUGCUCUGGCGAUGGGAAAGUCACUCAGCUCAAUCUUGUAAAUGCAGGGCUUAGAGGUCACCUUCACAUAUCUGACCUCAUGGCUUUGCCUCGUCUUGCCCAGCUUCAUUUUAGUGGCAACCAUUUUUAUGGCAAUCUUUCAUCAACAGUCCAGUCUUGCAGCUUUGAGAUUCUUGAUUUGUCUGCCAAUGAUUUGUCAGAACCACUUGCUGUAGAUUCUUUGUUGCAAUCCUGUAACCGUUUAUCCCUUCUGAACCUCUCUCGAAAUUCAAUCCCAAGUGGCAAUAUCAAGUUUGGGUCUUCCUUGUUGCAACUUGACCUCUCCAGGAACAAAUUUUCUGAUUUGAGCCUUUUGAGUUAUUCUCUAUCAAACUGCCAAAACUUGAAUCUGCUUAAUUUGUCAGACAAUGGUCUGACAGGAAAGUUGAAUAGCUCUCUCUCUUCUUGCAGGAGCCUCUCUGUUCUCGACCUUUCUUGCAACAAUUUUUCCGGAGAUAUACCAGCUACAUUAAUAGCAGCUGCACCUGUGUCUUUGAAAAUUCUUGAUCUUUCUCAUAAUAACCUUACAGGCGAUCUUGUGAACCUUGGAUCUGGUACUUGCUCUAAUCUCACUGUGCUCAAUCUCUCUUUCAACAGUCUUUCUGCAACCGGAUUCCCUUUUGGUUUGACCAACUGCCAGAAGCUUGAAACAUUGGAUGUUGGCCAUAAUGCCCUCCUCCUCAAGAUUCCUGGGGACUUGUUGGGGAAGCUCAAGAAUUUGAAGAAAUUGGUUUUAGCCCAUAAUCAGUUUUUUGGGGAGAUUCCAGCAGAGCUGGGGCAAACUUGUGCAACUCUUGAGGAGCUUGAUCUUUCUUCAAACCAGUUAAUAGGUGGCCUACCUUCAAGCUUUGGUCCGUGCUCUUCACUCUUUAGCCUCAGCCUCGGCCACAAUCAACUUUCUGGGGAUUUUCUGAGCUCAGUUGUCAGUUCUCUGGCAAAUCUCAAGUAUCUUUCCGUACCGUUCAACAACAUAACUGGUCCUCUGCCACAAUCCUUGACAAACUGUAGUCGGCUUCAGGUGCUUGACCUCAGCUCAAAUGCCUUAACAGGGAAUGUACCUGCUUGGUUUUGCUCAACAUCAUCAGAUUCUGCUCUGGAAAAGUUAAUCUUGCCUGACAAUAUUUUAGCUGGGACGGUGCCAUCACAGCUUGGACUAUGCCGAAAUCUGAAGACAAUUGAUCUUAGCUUCAACUUUCUGACUGGUCGAAUUCCUCAGGAGAUAUGGACCUUACCCAAUCUUUCAGACAUGGUCAUUUGGGCUAACAAUCUCAAUGGAGAAAUACCAGAAGGCAUAUGUGUCACAGGAGGGAAUCUUCAGACCUUAAUUCUCAAUAACAAUUUCCUUACCGGAAGCCUCCCGGAGUCCCUCGCUAAUUGCACAAAUUUGAUAUGGGUUUCUUUGUCCAGCAACAGACUUACUGGGCAAAUCCCUUCAGGUAUUGGGAAUCUGGUUAAUUUAGCAAUCCUUCAGUUGGGUAACAAUUCUCUUGCUGGACCAAUUCCACCAGGAAUAGGAAAGUGCAGAAGCCUGAUAUGGCUUGAUUUGAAUAGUAAUAAUCUGACAGGCCCCAUCCCCUCAGAGCUUGCUAACCAAGCUGGACUUGUUCGCCCGGGAAUUGUUUCUGGGAAGCAGUUUGCAUUUGUGAGAAAUGAGGGGGGAACAGCAUGCAGAGGUGCCGGUGGGCUAGUUGAAUUCGAAGGGAUUCGUGCGGAUAGGCUAGCUAAUUUUCCUAUGGUCCACUCUUGCCCAACAACCAGGAUUUACUCUGGGGUCACAGUUUACACCUUUGCUAGCAAUGGUAGCAUGAUUUACCUUGAUCUUUCUUACAAUGGUUUUUCAGGCAAUAUUCCUGAAAAUUUAGGUUCAAUGAGCUUUGUGCAGGUUCUGAAUAUGGGCCAUAAUAAUUUAUCUGGGAAUAUACCCUCCAGCUUUGGAAGUUUAAAGUUCGUUGGAGUUCUUGAUCUCUCACACAAUAAUCUUCAGGGUUUUAUCCCCUGGUCAUUGGGUGGCCUCUCAUUUCUUAGUGAUUUUGAUGUUUCAAACAACAACCUUUCAGGGCCUAUUCCUUCAGGUGGGCAGUUGACUACUUUUCCGGCUGCCAGAUAUGAGAACAAUUCAGGCCUUUGUGGACUUCCUCUGCCUGCAUGUGGCUCUGGAAAUGGACACCAUUCAUCAAUCUAUUAUCGUGGAGGGAAAAAGCAGCCUGUAGCUGUCGGGAUGGUCAUAGGCAUAAUGGUCUCUCUUUCCUGUAUAUUCUUGCUUGUUUUUGCUCUUUACAAAGUGAAGAAACACCAGGAGAAGGAGGAAAAGAGAGACAAAUAUGUUGAAAGCCUUCCAACAUCUGGCAGCAGCAGCUGGAAAAUUUCUAGUGUGGCUGAGCCUCUAAGCAUAAAUGUGGCCACAUUCGAGAAGCCUCUGCGGAAGUUGACCUUUGCACAUCUGCUCGAAGCAACGAAUGGGUUCAGUGCUGACAGCUUGAUUGGUUCUGGGGGUUUUGGUGAGGUGUACAAGGCCCAACUUAGAGACGGUAGUGUUGUUGCAAUCAAGAAACUCAUCCAUGUAACAGGUCAGGGAGACAGAGAAUUUAUGGCAGAAAUGGAGACCAUAGGAAAAAUCAAGCAUCGAAAUCUGGUCCCUUUGUUAGGUUAUUGCAAGAUUGGAGAAGAGAGGCUUCUCGUGUACGAGUAUAUGCAGUGGGGAAGCCUGGAGGCUGUUCUUCAUGAGAGCAAUAAAGGAGAGGGUACAAAGCUUGACUGGGCAGCUAGAAAGAAGAUUGCCAUUGGCUCAGCAAGAGGACUAGCAUUUCUUCACCACAGCUGCAUACCUCACAUAAUCCAUCGGGACAUGAAGUCUAGCAAUGUCCUUCUGGAUGAAGACUUUGAGGCUAGGGUGUCUGAUUUUGGUAUGGCAAGAUUGGUGAAUGCCCUUGACACUCAUCUCAGUGUGAGUACACUUGCUGGGACUCCGGGAUAUGUGCCCCCUGAAUAUUACCAGAGUUUCCGGUGCACAACUAAAGGGGAUGUCUACAGCUACGGUGUUAUAUUGCUGGAGCUUCUUUCAGGCAAGAAGCCAAUUGACACAUUGGAGUUUGGCGAUGACAAUAAUCUGGUUGGGUGGGCUAAACAGCUGCAUAGAGAUAAACGAAGCCAGGAGAUACUUGAUCCUGAAAUAAUCUCAUCAUUAUCGGACGGGACGGAACUUUACCACUAUUUGAACAUUGCCUUUCAGUGCCUAGAUGAUAAACCCUUCCGCCGGCCAACAAUGAUCCAGGUGAUGGCCAUGUUCAAAGAGCUACAGGUAGAUUCCGAAAGUGAUAUACUUGAUGGGAUCUCAGUUAAAAACUCAGUAAUCGAAGAAUCACAAGAAAAGGAGCUUCCAUGAUCAUCUUGUCAGCAAGAACGUCCCUUACCACGUUUUGUAUGAAACUAGGGCAUGGACCGUGUAGAUUCAUCUAGCUGAUUAGAACCUUAAAGGGAGAGACUGAGAUUUAUACUAGAUAUUCUGCCACUGUAGAUAAUAGAAUUCUGAGGAAGACAAAAGCAAUGGAGAAAGUUACAGGGACAUGCAUGUGGGUAUUCUCUCUGAUGCUCAGACUCAGAUUGGAGUGGCUUCAUUUCACUUCCUUUGUUUAGUCUUCUGCAAAGGGGAACGGAUAGUUGCGUUCCUUUUUCCAUUUGUUUUGUUGUCUCUCAAGUUUUGCUAACUGAUUGCUAAAUUGCAACUUAUAUGUCCACCUGUUAGUCCUAUGUUCAUAUUAGCUAUGGGGAUUGAACCAUGUACAGUUUUGAGCUGGCCUUGUAGAAACGACUUUCCUUUGGAUUAAUCUAGUCAGAAGAGAUUUGUUUACGUUGAUUUGAAGCUCUUAUUGCUUGCAAGACAUUUACAUGGCGGUUGAAUGCAGUGGAAGAAGAUUUGCUCCUGAGGUUGAAAUCUACUUGUCAGAUGCACUUCAUGCUCGAAAAACUUUACGACCUUCGCAUGCAGUCUUCUUUGGUUUCAGAAUUUUCUCACUCUGUUGUUAGUAAGCAGCCGUGCAUUUGCUCCGUGAAAUUUUCAAAAUUUUUUUAAAUUUUAAAAUAAAUACAAUACGCCUUAGAGCUGAAAUUGGGCAAAGAAAAGCUCAAA
Molecule: messenger RNA, 4932 nt
Organism: Coffea arabica (coffee)
Lineage: Eukaryota; Viridiplantae; Streptophyta; Magnoliopsida; Gentianales; Rubiaceae
Product: receptor-like protein kinase BRI1-like 3
Biological process (GO): protein phosphorylation
Molecular function (GO): receptor serine/threonine kinase binding; ATP binding; protein kinase activity
Source: RefSeq, a predicted model, not a curated record